UCCAAUAAUAAUCAUCAACAUACACCUUUCCCCAUCUUCACACUACACAAACCAUAUCUUAUUAUAUACCAAUGAAACAUGAAGAUUAAGAACCCUAAUUUAAGAUUUCACAAAAUAUGGACAGGUUGGUGAAACCAGAUGUGAAGGAAGUUGAGAUGAUUUUUGAAAAGACUGAUGAAAAGUGCAGCGCAACGUUCAGACUCACCAAUCUCAUGCACGCCAUGGCCGUCGCAGUGUCCCUAACCACCACAAACCCUUCUUCUCCAUUCUCCAUAGACAUUCCACUCUCCACAAUCCCACCUCUUUCUUCUUCCACAUACACCAUCUCGCUCUCUCAUCUCUCAGAUAAUGGAAGACUUUUCUCUACAGCGCCGGAGGCCGUCGCAGUCGUAACCUCCAUGCUCCUAGCUGGAAAGUCACACAGCUGCGAUGACCUCCGCCGCCUCUUCUUGAAGCCAGGACCGCACGUGUUCAACGACGCCGUCAUCCCCGUUUCAGUAGUAGGCCCUCACUUCGCAGAGUUCCUCAUCUCAAACCACAUCCCCCGAUGCUGUUCCCUUCUCCACAAAGCCAUAUCAAGAUGUCUACCGUCGCAGCUCACGGAUCUGUUGACUUACGCCGUCGAAUGUGGAAACGCAGAAUCCGUUGCCGUUUUGAUAGACGCCGGAGCUGACUCGAACUCCAAGGACUCUAACGGAAAAUCGCUUGUCCCCUUGGCGAUUCGAGCAGGGAAUGAAAUCGAUGUGGUGAAGGUCUUACUAGCUUCUGGUUGCGUAAUCGAAAAUAAGGUGGACUUGGUUUUGCACGAGGCUGCGGCGGCGAAUAGGGUAGAUCUCAUGCGGUUGCUGUUUGAAUUUAUCGGCGAAUAUGAUGCUGACGUGGAUUCGGUGAAUCACGAAGGUAGGACUCCAAUUCACGUGGCUGCGCUUCACGGACACGUAGAUGUCAUCAGGUAUUGUGUUUCGAUGGGAGGGAAUCCAAACGUUGUGGACCGGAAGGGGUGGACGCCGUUGCAUUGUGCAGCGUCGGAGGGGCAGUUGGGAGCCGUGGAGAGUUUGUUAGCGGAAUGUGCGUGCGAUGCGAAGCGCGCGGUGGAUAGAGAGGGGAAAACAGCAUUUGCCAUAGCAAUGGAGAAUGGACACGUGGAAUUAGGAGAUUUGCUGCAUUGGGGGGACGUGCUGUUUCGGGCGGCGAGGGUAGGGGACGUGCACGGGAUGGCAAGUUGUUUGACAGUUGGGGGAGCGGACGUGAAUGGAAGGGACCAGAACGGGUGGACGGCCCUGCAUUGGGCUGCAUUGAAAGGAAAGGUGAAGAGCGUUGAGGUCUUGAUUGAUAACGGUGCUGAGGUUGAUCCCGUUGAUGAGGUUGGGUACACUCCGUUACGGUGUGCCGUUGAGAGUGGUCACUUGCAGGUUGCGCUUUUUUUGGUUGCUCGUGGCUCUUGUGCAACUCUUGAUACUAUCAAGGCCUCCAAAGGCCUCUUUGCACCUCCUAGAUUAUUGGAUUCUUUUGGUAAAUUAACGAAACAUGUGCUGUGACUAAUGAUUAAUGAAGACCUUAACAUCAAUGUUUCAGCAUGCAGAUAGGUUUUACUUUGCUUUGCUUGUGGAUAAUGUACAUAUAUUUCAUCAGCUUUCAAAUGAAAGUUUAUCACAUCCACGCAUUUACUAGUAUUACUGUUGCUUUAAUUAUUGCUGUAAAUUUUGUUCAUAAAGACAUAAACUGAUUACAUGUCUGCUUGUUGACCA
Arachis stenosperma is the source of this 1748-nucleotide messenger RNA. Its product is annotated as protein VAPYRIN-LIKE-like. The record is from RefSeq and is a predicted model, not a curated record. The transcript has 2 exons. Gene Ontology annotation, molecular function: protein binding. NCBI's taxonomy places the organism in Eukaryota, Viridiplantae, Streptophyta, Magnoliopsida, Fabales, Fabaceae. The coding region runs from base 117 to 1538 and encodes 473 amino acids.